This is a messenger RNA of Sesamum indicum (sesame), 1938 nucleotides long. Its product is annotated as pectinesterase. The record is from RefSeq and is a predicted model, not a curated record. Gene Ontology annotation, molecular function: enzyme inhibitor activity; pectinesterase activity. Gene Ontology annotation, biological process: cell wall modification. NCBI's taxonomy places the organism in Eukaryota, Viridiplantae, Streptophyta, Magnoliopsida, Lamiales, Pedaliaceae.
UAAUAAUCCAUAGAAUAUCCUUCUCCAUACAAUAAAAAUGGCUGCAAAUAAAGGGGCGGUCGCCGGGCUCGCCGCCAUCCUUGUGGUAGCAAUGGUUGUUGCCGUGGCCGUUGGUGUUACAAGGAAAAACGGUGAAGCUGAUUCAGGGUCUGCCAGCAAUGGCGACCGCCAAAUCAGCGCCGGCUCCACCAAGGCCGUGCAGUCCAUUUGUGCCCCAACUGACUAUAAAGACACUUGUGAGAAGGGUCUUUCCCAUGCCAACACCACCAACCCCCAGGAGCUGAUCAAGGCGGCGUUUGAAUUUACCGUGAAAAAUAUAGGAGACGUCGUCAAGAACUCGCCUCUGUUCAAAGAGGCAUCCCAUGAUAAAAGCACCAAGGAGGCGCUGGAAAUCUGCCAACUAGUGCUGGAGAUAGCCAUCGACGAUCUUAAGAUGUCGUUCGAUAGUGUUGAUGAAUUUGACGUCACAAACGCCAGCGAAUACGUGGAGGACCUCAAGACGUGGCUUAGUGCUGUAAUCACGAACCAGGAGACCUGCAUUGAUGCCUUUGACAACACCACAGGCGACACUGGGGAGAAGAUGAAGAACUUGCUGAAAACUGCGAGGGAGAUGUCGAGCAAUGGCCUCGCCAUGGUAACCGAUAUGUCAUCAAUCCUUACUUCGUUGCAGCUAGGGAACGUUGCUAGUCGGAAGCUUCUUUCAGAGGAAGGCAGGUUCGCGUCGAAGCCUAAUGCCGGCCGAAAGCUUCAAUUGUCAGAAAAAAUUGGCUACGGUGGUGACCCCACCGAUUAUGCUCCGGGUGAAGAACCCCAUUUCAACUUGGACAGCAAUAGAAGACAUCUCCUUUCAGCAACAUCCUUGAAGCCAAAUGCCGUGGUGUCCCAAGAUGGAAGCGGGCAAUUCAACACAAUUAGCGCCGCCAUUGCGACUGUGCCUAAGAAGAAUGACCAGACGUUCGUGAUUCAUGUGAAGGCUGGUGUGUACAAGGAGCAGGUCCUAAUUCCCAAGCAUAUGAACAAAAUUGUAUUGAUUGGAGAUGGGCCGUUGAAGACCAGAGUUACUGGCAGAUUAAACUUUGCUGAAGGUGUUAAGACCUACCACACAGCCACCGUCGCUGUCAGCUCUGACGACUUCAUGGCGAAGGACAUCGGAUUCGAAAACACGGCAGGUGCUGAGGGGCACCAAGCCGUGGCCCUGCGCGCCUCUGGCGACCGUGCUGUCUUCUACAAUGUCCACAUCGACGGCUACCAAGACACUCUCUACGCCCACACUUACCGCCAGUACUACCGUGACUGCACCAUCUCCGGCACCAUCGACUUCAUCUUUGGAGACGCCCUGGCCAUUUUCCAGAACUGUCGAUUCGUCAUCCGAAAGCCAUUGCCCAACCAGGCCUGCAUGAUCACCGCUCAAGGCCGUGUCGACCGUCGCAGCGUGGGCGCUAUUGUUAUCCAGAAUGGCGACAUCGCAGCUGAGCCGGCAUUGCUCCAGGCUUCGCCACCCCACAAGCUUUACCUUGGCCGACCAUGGAAGCAAUUCUCCACGACCAUUAUCAUGCAAUCCAACAUUGGCGGGUUCAUUGCACCCGAGGGCUGGUCACCGUGGGCUGGAACUUUUGCUCUAGACACACUAUACUACGCGGAGUACAAGAAUCGUGGCCCCGGAUCGGAUGUGAAGAACCGAGUCCAGUGGAAGGGGAUCCAGACCUUGUCUCCUCAAAUGGCUGAGAGCUGGACAGGAGGGAAAAUUUAUGGAGGGGAUGAAUGGAUCAGGAUCUCUGGGGUUCCAUACGUACCUACCAUGAUGCAAGUUUAAUUAAUUCUCAAUAAAUUGUAUUUAUGUAUUUUUUUAAAAAAGUACGUAAAUUAAUAAAAAUGUAUAUUCUUUCAUCAUAAUUAUUCAUUGUGUUUCUUAUUAUAUCACGUGCAAAGAAAUAACCC